Podarcis muralis (Common wall lizard) is the source of this 4871-nucleotide messenger RNA. RefSeq names its product protein phosphatase 1 regulatory subunit 3E (gene PPP1R3E). NCBI's taxonomy places the organism in Eukaryota, Metazoa, Chordata, Lepidosauria, Squamata, Lacertidae. Gene Ontology annotation, biological process: regulation of glycogen biosynthetic process. Gene Ontology annotation, cellular component: protein phosphatase type 1 complex. Gene Ontology annotation, molecular function: glycogen binding; protein phosphatase 1 binding. The record is from RefSeq and is a predicted model, not a curated record.
UCUUGACUGAGUGAGUUGUGCCUGCUUGCAUUCCUUGGAGAAAUCUUCUCUGGAGUACUGGCCCUUCAGAUUCUGGAUGGGCAGGCGGUUUUCAAGGAGCUGCAGCUCUGAGGAUUAUGGUAAUCUCUGAGUCACCUUUAGCUGGACCACACUGAAUAAAAAGCUAGAGAGACUGAAAACUCUCCAGGAAGCAAAAAUAUUUCUUCUUCCAGAGAGAGAGAGAGUCUGGGAAUCUCUGGAGUGGGACAGCGUGGACGUGAAGCAAUGGAGAGAUAGAAGAAGGAAGAAGCAGCAGCGAGGGAAAGAUACCUUGAUACAGACACAUAUAAAAUUUAAAUAUACACAGAGAGUAUCAGAGAUCAAGUAGAGUGAAAAGAGACAGGAGAGAGCAGACAGACGACCUGACCGACUUGACUCCUCGUGACGGUGUCCUUGGGAAGGAGAAGGCAAAGUCACACAGUUGAAUCAACAGAAAGAUACAGAGCACGGAUGGAAUAAUAAAACACAGAGCAUCUCCAAAAGGAACAGUGACAAAGCAAAAGAAUGAGGUAGAACGAGAGAGAGAGAGAGAGAGAGAGAGAAAGUCUUCAGAAAGAAGAACAGCGGAAUACACUGAAAAAUGGAAAGGCAGAGCGAAAACACCAGACCAGAUGGAGGGAGGGAGGGAGAGCAGAAGAUGAUGGAGUGGUAAUAAAUGAAGAAGUGACCCACAGACAGACUGAGAGCCCUGCAGACAACCGGAAGCAUGGCAAAGAGACUCUAGCAGGAGAAAUCAGAGGAGGUAACAUGCUGAGGGAGAACCAGAGCGCUGAAGAAGACUGAGAGGCAGAGCGGUGGACAACAGAGCUGCAAAGGAACAUCUUUCCUCCCAAACGUGCAAUAAGGCAGUCUGUCCCAAACGGAGCAACAGUGGAGGAAGGUCCAGCAAAGGGCGUGAAGAACUGGGUUGCCACCACACACUCCCGAAAGGUGAUUCCUGGGCCUGAGCUGCAUAGAAGAGCCAAGCCUUGGGGUCUGCAGCUUUGCCCCCAUGGCUCGUGCCCCACCGUCACCUCUGACCCCUAGCAACAUCCCGCGGAACCUGAGCUACAUCGCAGGCCUGUACGAGCGAGCCUACUACCGCACCGCCCGGCCGAGCAUAGCAGAGGACUCGGGGACCGAGGGCUCCGAAUCCGAGUCGGAGAGCAGGCCCCGGAGCAGGCCCCGGAGGCGACGCCACGUCUUUGGAGGGCACAAGCGGAAAGGAAGGCGCCGGACUCGCUCGGCCCCUGCCCGGGGCAGAAGUCGGGGGGCCUCGCGCAGCCGCAGCCCCGGGACACGCAAGAGGGUUCGCUUCGCCGACUCCCUGGGCCUGGAGCUCACCAGCGUCCGCCAGUUCUGGCCCAACGACCUCCCAGAGGUGCCGGAGCGUGUCCAUGCCCAGCUGAGGCGCGACUCACUCAGCCACUUUGCCCCGUGCCUGCCUUUUUGCCCGCCUGUGAAGGAUCCUUUGAGUCUUCGAUACCUGCUGGAGCCCACCUUCCCAGACCCCCUGUCCAUGCCAGAUUUCUUACCGCGCCUCCUGGCGCAGUGCGUUCUCCUCGAAGGGGCCCGGGCCGAAGGCUCCUGUGUAUCCGGCACCAUCCGGGUCCUCAACUUAGCCUACGAAAAGCGGGUCUCCGUGCGAUACACCUGGGAUUCUUGGGCUACGCAACACGAAGUCCGGGCAUCCUACGCCGCUCCUGCAGGCCGGGAUCGGGACCACGCUGACCGCUUUGCCUUCCGCCUCCCGCUGCUCACCCCGCUGGUCCCUGGGGUUGUCCUAGAGUUUGCCAUUUGCUACCUUGUGGGGGCAGAAGAGUUCUGGGACAACAACCAAGGCCGCAACUAUUGCCUGAGGCCUCCACCCUGUGUGGAUGAGGAGGAGGAGCCCCCCAGCCCCACUGCCGAUUGCUGUGAGACAGGGUGGAUACACUUCCUCUAAGGGAACAUAGAGCCAUCCCAGUAAGAUAGGAGGAAGGGCAGGAACCAAAGGACAGAACAGAACAGAAGGAGGGGACUUGCCAAAUGUCUCUGUUAGGGCGGGGUGCUGUGGGAUACUUGCACUGAGCCCUAAGAAUACGGUGGGUGGCAACUAUCAAUAUGCUAGAGGCCUCAUGCAAUGCUUGGGAAUUCAAAGAAACCCAAAAGAUCAGUGCAAUUGUGCAAUCAGUGCUUAAAAUCAAUUUUGAAAGUCCGCCAUCUUGAUUCAAAAUGGCACCCAAUGGUAUCAAAACACAGGCCAAAAACGGCUCAUUGAUCUCAGGAACAAUCAUGCAAAAUGCGGUAAAAUUCAGCACAUUCUUGAAAGGUUCCAUUCGCCAUCUGGAUUCAAAAUGGCAUCCCACUGUAUCAAAAUAUAGACAGAAACCUGCUUCCUGAUCUCAAGAGCCAUUAUGCAAAUUUCAGUUACUUUUUCUUAAGAAGCAUCCGAAUGCAUAGCAAACUUUCCGAUAUAUAUAUACAUAUAGCAGAUGUAUGCAAAGGUUUGAGGUAGAUGGUUUGGGUUUGCUCCCAGGCUCCCUAGCAUGAUAUUCUGCAGGCCAAAGCCUGCUAUGGAGUUUCUACCUGAGUGAUAAAUCCAAAAAUCAGUCUCUGAAGUAGGGCAGUAACGUUCACCACAUACCCUGUUUUCCACAAUAUACUAACUUGCUAUCUAGCUGUGUGUGCUUUCACCAAUCUAUUUCACCAAGCAAAUAGUGAGUGAGAAUAUUGAGAAACGGUCAGGCAAAUCAGCCCUUUGUUCUCAUUUUACAGUUAGGGAACAGGAGGUCCUAAGAGAGUGACUUGAAUCUGUUGUAAGCUAGGAUUUGAACUCAAGACUCCCACCCAGUAAUCUAACAUUGUUCUGCUGGGGGCUCUCUGAGACUGAACAAAAUGUGCAUAAAGUGGCUAGCCUUCAAAGUACCAUCCCCACCCCAUGUAACUUGUAUGUUGCUAAGCAACAUAUGUGCAUCUUGAGGAUCAUCAAGUCAAGAGAUCCCUUUCCUUUGUUGGGGUGUCACUGGUGCCUUUACAUGAGAGUGAGCAAGAGUAAGCUACCGUAAAUAGAAGGAGAGAAGGAAGAAAUUCCGGCCUAGGGGUGAGGUGAAGAAGACUGAACUCUGGUGAAACAAAAGAUGGACAAGAUCCACUGCUAUAUACCGUCACUGAGAGAUGGAUCUCCUCAGCGUCUGUCACUAGAUUCUGGGUGGCACUAAGAACAAUGAGUUUUCAUCCUGAGGACUUGUUCACACCUGCUAAUUCCACCCGCAUCUCCCUGCAUGAAUAGAUGGGAAAUGUGGAAUGUAUGAAUGUUUACAUGUAAUUGUAUUGCUGUUCUCUCAACGCGUGUGUUCUGAACUGGUUCCUUGCGCAUGUUUCAUUAUGUCGUUGUGAGAUCACUUCACUGAUCAAGCAGAGAGUAGCUGCCUGAUCUGUGUAUUCAGGCAGGGGGUGGGGUGGUAAUGAACACUUGCGCCAAAUUCAUUAUCUUCAUGUUGCAAAAAAAAAAUCUUGUGUAGAAGCAGCACUACCCAAAAUGGUGUCCAGGGUAGUUUACAGUGGUGUCCCUGGUACCACCCAUGCUUUGGUUGAAAUGCACAAGCCUUAAUGAAAAAAUGGGUGAAAGUUCUAAAUUUCCAUGACCCACAAGACCCCUAACAACUGAAGACUCCGUAAUAGUGCUUCUCAAAGUUCUGAUGAAUUUAUUCCCUUACAAUUGAAAGCAUUCUUCACUCUUGCACCUGAAAAUAUUUAUUUUAAUCUGUGCGAAAAUAAUCCAUUCUCUGCGUGACUCGGUCAUUGUUCUAGGUGCAUUCUAGGUGCAUACUAGCAGUUCAAACUGUCCUCUCAUGAGCAAAGUAGUGCAGCUGUGUACAACAAGAAUGCACAACAAAAAACUACAAUAAAACAUGAAAGCAUCAUAAAACACAAAACCAAAAGACCAACAAUUAGGGGAAUCAAGUCUCUGAAAAUGUUUGACAAAACAAAUGUUUUCAGUAUUGAGAGAACAUCAGAAUUGUAGGUGCCUGUCUAAUUGCUAUAGGAGCAAUGCUCUAAAAUAUCAGUGCCAUUGCACUGAAAGCCUUGGCCUAAUCCAGUCCUUAUGAUGUACUACUGCUCUUGGUUCAAGUAGAAGCUAAAUGAACAUGUGGCACAGGUCAGGCAGGUGGUCUUCUCUAAAAAAUUGCAGUGAUCUGGCUGGUGUUUAAGGGAAAAGGCAGACCUCCAAUUAUUAAUGGGAAGAAACAAUAGAUAGUCUCUUUAUAUCAUACUAAUGAGUAGUGCCUGGCACUGCUUGGGGAUUGUAGAAACCCAAAAAUAUUGUGACUUUCAAAUAGCUAGUGCAACUUGUGAGUUUGGGCCCAUCACACCAAAAAUCAGGCAAAGUCACACCAAAGUCAUGUUCUACUUCACUAUCUUGAUUUGAAGUGGUGACUGGCAUCCAAAUAUCGAUGAAGGCUGCUGGAGCCUUCAUGACAAGUUUGGUGAUAAUGUCUCGAGCGGUAUCUGAACCAAUAGAAAACAAACAAUCCAUUUUCCAAAAUAUACAUUGAUUUGGCAUCAUUUUUUCCACCAUAGUGUAACGAUAGGGGAAAGCCAGCUACCUAAAAUCACCUCUAAUUACUGGGGCCAUCUGCUCCCUAGUCCAACCCAGGCAGAAGAUAUUGGGGCAAAUGGACUAUUUGUCUGGACCACAGAGGGAAGAUGCUAGGCUUGGGCAGAGAUUGGAUCAGUGAUAUAUGCUUUAGGUGUGUUCCAUAAUGUGACAAUGAAAUGGCACCAGUGAACCAAAGUUUACAUUAAUGUUUGUAACUGACCAAAACAAGCAAUUGGACUGAAAAACCAAAGAAAUAAAACAGUGAAAAAGA